AUGGCUCCAGCCCUCGCCAAAACGUUGUUAAAAGGAGGAUGGAUGGGUGUUGUUAAGCGUAAAGAGCCACGAUCUUUUUACAACAACAGCCCGUUUUACAUUACAACCAGCAGCCUGACUCUGGUGAUGAAAACGACAGUGUUUACAGAAGAACUCGCGUUUCCCAACCCAGACGCUUUAGUCACAAUUACCCAAAACCGACCGGUGGAUCAAUGACCAUUUGUAAUUAAUAUAUAUAACACGUAUUAUUUUCUUGUUUUAUUAUAUUUUCUUGUUUAUUAUUAUAUUUUCUUGUUUAUUAUUAUAUUUUCUUCCUUAUUAUUAUAUUUUCUUGUUUAUUAUAUUUCUGUUUAUUAUUACGACAAAAACAUAAGUUUUUGUCGGCAAUCCAUGUCGCGAGACAAAAUUUGAAAGCAGACGUCUUCGUUAUGUCUUCGUUAUGCAAAACGUCGAAAAUGAUUUCUUCGUUGCAUUCACUGCUUGGUGAAUAGACGAUAAAAAAUGAAACAGCUGGACCGUUUGUAAUUAAUAUAUAUAACACGUAUUAUUUUCUUGCUUAUUAUAUUUUCUUGUUUAUUAUUAUAUUUUCUUGUUUAUUAUUAUUCGUUUUGUCAACGAAAUGGUCGCAGUCAGUAACGGUAAUGGUAGUCAACGUAUUCUUAUGAGCUAUAUUAUCCUAAAAAUGUCCUUUUUACUUUUUACAGGGAUACAUAUAUGCAAGACCGGCAAAUUCCAAAAUUACUUUUGUUAAGGCGAUGCCAGUAAAUGAUUAUCUCAAUAUCAUGCUUGGGAACGAUGCUGUCCGUGAGCAAAUUUUGAAACAUCUCUCAAAGCUACAACGAAUCCUGUCGGAGAAUACCUGUCACGUUGUACAGCAGAUCAGUGACUUCGACCUGGAUGUAAUCGAAGUGUCGAAUGGGUGUGCAUUUCGGAUUUCUACAAGACAAUUCUUCAUAUUUCAAAAGGAAGACUUUCGAAGACCUUCUGUUUCGCAGAAGGAAUUAUCAAUUCAUUCCCUGAUCUGGGGCAGCACGUCAAAGUGCUCAACAAGUUGUAGCAGUGCCUUGUGGCUUAUCAAAUGCCACAAAAAGUACGUAAGCUAGUUUUCCUUGGGCCCAAGAACUCUGGGAAGACUUCUUGGUCCGCCAUUUUUAACCGUAUCAUGCCGGUUGACAAGAUUGUUUCUGUCACGUCUGAUGAACAUAACCAAUCACCUGCCUGGCAACGAAAACGACAUUUUCUGUACAUAUAUUGGAGAAGUCGCAUUUUCCGAAUCCGAACCCUUUUGUCACCAAUACCUGGGACCGACUGGUGGAUCUUUGACCAUUUAGAAUUAUGUAUAGCAGGUUCUUUUUCUUGUUCAUUAUUAUAUUAUCUGUGAAUAUACAUCACUAUUACUAUUAUAUUAGGAUUCGUGCAAAAUCCAAUCUAUUAAAGCAAGUUUUAAAGCAUUUUAAACAUUUUGUGUUUAUCAUUUUAGCGUAGUGUGAACAUAGUCUUAACAAUUAUGAAAUUAAAGUAAAGAUGUUGCGCAUUUCUGUGUGGUAUAAUAUUAAAUUUUGUUUCUUGUUUCUUUCUCCAGUUAAUUCUAGCCCUGAACAAUCCAGUUUACCGGCCAGAACUUAUUGACAAGGAAAGAGCACGCUCCUGGGAAGACUUCUUGGGUUGCCAUCUUCCAUUGUAUCAUACCGCGGUUGACAAGAUAUUUUCCGUCACAAACGAGGGACAGUUCUCAGCUAAGUAUGAAACGGGAAGACACACAAUUAAUCAUCAUCGAUGAAUGGUCUUCCCAUUGUCGUCCCCAUUAAACCAUUACAACGUGUAAGAAAAGUACAGAAAAGUACAAGAUUGUUUCUGUCACGACUCGACUGAGGGGCAAUUCUCAGCCGGUAUGAUAUGGAAUGAAACAGAAUUGGUCAUUGUGAACAAUUUAUUUUUAAUAGCCCCAAGGACCAUUCAAGCUGUGCUCGAACAGGGAUGUGUUCCCAACAAACCUCAACUUUUGUUCGACUGCCCUUUCUACAUAACAACAAAUAGACCAACUAAUUACGGCGACGAAAACCACAGUGUCUACAGAAGGUGUAGCAUUUACCAAACCCCUUCCGUCACCAACACCUGGGGCUUAUCAGUGGAUUUAUGACCAUGCCAUGGACUGUGUGUUGCUUGGAUGGCUGAUAUGAUCAACGACAACAUCGACUUAAUUGGGCAAGAAGAACAAUGGUACGAGGACAUGGCAUUUGUUUUUACGCGAAGCCGCUAAGCGCUCGGUAUUUAUCUCGCUCCGUUUGGGGGCUGUGCGGAGAAAGUGAUGUUUUCCAACAAUUUCGCUCCGACAUAUAAUGUGAACGCGGUCUUAAUGAUUAUGAAAAUAAAAGUUGUUGCGGCGUUUCUACGUGGCAUAAUAUUAAAUUUUCUUUUUUGUUUUUCUUUCCAGUCGAACAGAUGAUCAAGAUAAUGAUGAUCAAGAUGAUCAUGAUCAAGAUGCUGAUGAUCCUCAUGAUGCUGAUGAUCCUCAUGAUGCUGAUGAUCCUCAUGAUGCUGAUGAUCCUCAUGAUGCUGAUGAUCCUCAUGAUGCUGAUGAUCCUCAUGAUAAAAUGUUGAAGACGAUUUACACAUAUUUUCUGGAUGGUAUAUAUGUGAAUAUUUUAAAAUUUAAUGUAUAUUAUUUGUUCAUGCGUGUAAAAUGUUUUAAACAAUUUAACACAUAUUUUCUGGAUAGUAUAUAUGCGAAUAUUCUAAAAUUUAACGCAUACUUUUUGUUCAUGUAUAUAAUAUGUUGUAAACAAUUUAACGAAUAUUUUCUGGAUGGUAUAUAUGUGAAUAUUUUUAAAUUUAAUGCAUACUAUUUGUUCAUGUAUAUAAGUUGUAAACGAUUUAACGGAUAUCUUCUGGAUGGUAUAUAAUAAUGUAUAUUAUUUGUUCAUGUAUAUAAUAUGUUGUAAACGAUUUAACACAUAUCUUGUAGAUGGUAUAUAUGUGAAUAUUUUUAAAUUUAAUGUAUGCUAUUUGUUUAUGUAUAAAAUGUUGUAAACGAUUUAACGGAUAUCUUCUGGAUGGUAUAUAUAUGCGUGUGUUUUUAAAUUUAAUGUAUAUUAUUUGCAUGUUUAAUUAAUUACAUAUAAAAACGGGAAAAAAGGAUAUGUGCAGUCUCCUCUUGCUUCUUCUUCGGAGCCAGCUGGUAGACAACGAAAUUGAAGCAAUGUCGGCCACGGAAGAUUUAAACGAAGCGCUUAGAACGUUCGAGAAGUUUGUGAAGGCGAUGGGCUAUGCCUUAUACAAGGUAAAACAUUAUUAAUAUACUUUCUAGUGUAGGUGCAUUUACUAUGCUGUUUUAUAAGUAGAUAUAAUUACCGCAGGGGCAGGGACCGGUUGUUGUCAUUUGCUUCUUCUGUCUCCACCAGUUGGUUUUAGCAACGUCGGGAGCUCGAUUGCCUUCAAGACAGAUUAAUUCGACGAGAGUCAAGAACUCGCUUCGUGCGAAUAUUUUUGGUUUGAUGGAUCCACAACCAUUGAGAAUAAAUAUAUAUAUAUAGCACGUAUUAUUUAUUUAUUAUUUAUUUUCUCGUUAUAUUAUGUUUUUGUCUAUGAAUAUACUAUCAACAUCUUAGAAAAGAUUCGUGCAAAAUCCAAUCUAACUAGGUUUUUUUGACAUACAUACAUACACGAUGUGUUUUUAACUUACAGACUCAAAUUAAUGUCAACUGACUUUCUAGUUGUUUUUUUUAGUUCCGAAUCAUUUAUUGCAAUAACAAAUAUUUUAUAGCCCAUAAUUCCCAAAUUACAUUCAUCAAAGCAGGUUCGCAUCAAAGGCUACCUGAGAUCAAAGUCUCGCACGUCGUACUAUUUCUUCGAAGCGGGUCCAACUUGAUGAAUUGUUGCACAAUGUCCCAGGCGUGCGAUUUUUUGUUUCGGCCAUCACUGCGGUUGAGCAGACCUCCCAGCGAAACGACGAGACAAUUUUUCCAGCAGUUUCCUACUUCAUUGUGUAUUCACCAAGCGAUAAGUGCAAGGACAAAAUUCUUGUUAACCGGUUACACCGAAGCGGAUGUCGUCCCCAUUAAAACAGGACAAAGUGGGGACGGCGAGGGUAUGGCUCAUGUUCUCUUUAAUGUCGUAAAAGACCAUAACAACGAGUUUGCCAAUGAAAUGGUAGCAGUCCGUAACUGUAUUCAACAUCAACUGAAUCAUUUUAUUGCAAUAACGAAUGGUAUAUAUGUGAAUAUUUUUAAAUUUAGUGUAUAUUAUUUGUGCAUGUAUGUAAUGUUGUAAACAAUUUAACGAAUAUCUUCUGGAUGGUAUAUAUGCGAAUAUUUUUAAAUUUAAUGUAUACUAUUUGUUUAUGUAUAUAAAUUAGCCUAUAAAAUAAUGGUCACAAGGUAGGUUUCAGAUCGAGCCUUUGCAUGAUCUCACAUGCGAUUCGAUCUCUGCAAAAAGAAUAAGUGUGUGUGUGUGUGUGUUUUUAAACUUAAUGUAUAUUAUUUGUUGAUAUAUAUAAUAUUGUAAACGAUUUAACACACAUCUUCUGGAUGGUAUAUAUGCAAAUAUUUUAAAAUUUAAUGUAUAUUAUUUGUUCAUGUAUAUAAUAGGUUGUAAACGAUUUAACACAUAUCUUGUCGAUGGUAUAUAUGUGAAUAUUUUUAAAUUUAAUGUAUGCUAUUUGUUUAUGUAUAAAAUGUUGUAAACGAUUUAACGGAUAUCUUCUGGAUGGUAUAUAUAUAUAUGUGUGUGUUUUUAAAUUUAAUGUAUAUUAUUUGUUCAUGUAUUUAAUUUGUUCAGUGAACGAUUUAACGCAUAUCUUCAGCCCCUGGACCAUAUGUCAAAUAAAACAUCAGUCGACAUGA
Molecule: messenger RNA, 4841 nt
Organism: Paramuricea clavata
Lineage: Eukaryota; Metazoa; Cnidaria; Anthozoa; Malacalcyonacea; Plexauridae
Source: the annotation of a GenBank genome assembly